Molecule: messenger RNA, 1233 nt
Organism: Fusarium fujikuroi IMI 58289
Lineage: Eukaryota; Fungi; Ascomycota; Sordariomycetes; Hypocreales; Nectriaceae
Product: related to L-lactate dehydrogenase (cytochrome)
Exons: 5
Coding region: 1-1233 (410 amino acids)
Molecular function (GO): FMN binding; oxidoreductase activity
Source: RefSeq, a predicted model, not a curated record
AUGAGUGAUCUCGCAGCAAUGGAGUCUGAAUCUCCCAAUAUCCCACCCCCUCGAGAAAUCCAACUCCCCUCCUCCGUCCCAACCCUCGAUCAAAUCAUUUCAGCAAACGACUUCUCCCUCGCCGCGCAAAAAGCGCUAUCACCAAAAGCAUGGGCCUUUUACUCCUCCGCCGCCACCGACCUUGUCACAGUCUCCAAGAACAAGGAACUCAUCCGCCGAGUCAUGCUGCGCCCAAGAAUUCUACGAAAUGUCGCUGAAGUCAGUAUCAAGAGAAAUAUCUUGGGUCUCGAGAGUAAGGCGCCGUUCAUCAUGUGUCCUGCUGCCAUGGCGACGCUGGCGCAUCCGGAUGGUGAGCUUGGUUGGAGUAGAGCAGCUGCUAGUGAAGGAAUCUUUGAGAUCAUAUCGAGUAACGCUUCUUACUCUCUCCCCAACAUCAUCGGUGCAGCACCCCAAGGUCAUCCCUUCUUCCUCCAACUCUACGUAAACUCCCACCGCCCCAAGACAGUCGAACUCCUCCGCCGCGCUCGCUCCCUCGGUAUAAAAGCCAUCUUCGUGACUGUCGACGCCCCCGUUCCCGGAAAACGCGAGGCUGAUGAACGAGCACCCCAAGCCGUUGUUAUAAAAUCUGCCAUGAGCGGUAGUGAGAGCAGUAAGGAUGGCAAAGGCAGUGGACUCGGACGGUUGAUGGGGCAAUAUAUCGAUAAGAGUCUCUCUUGGGAGGAUUUGGAGUGGAUAAGACGGGAGAGCUCUGUGCCGAUUGUGCUGAAGGGUGUUCAGACUGUGGAGGAUGUUAAGUUGGCGGUUGAGUAUGGUGUUGAGGGUGUUAUGUUGAGUAAUCACGGUGGGAGAUCUCUUGAUGGUGCUCAAGCUUCCAUUCUCAUCCUUCUCGAAGUACGGAAGCGGUUCCCUGAAGCAUUUGAACAUCUUGAGAUCUUCAUUGAUGGAGGCUUUGAGCGCGGAUCUGAUAUCCUCAAGGCUAUUUCCCUAGGGGCUACAGCUGUUGGAAUUGCAAGGCCGUUUUUGUAUUCGCUGGUGUAUGGUCAAAAGGGUGUUGAACACCUUUCACAGAUUCUCAAAGAUGAGCUUGAGACUUCGAUGAGACUUGCUGGUAUUACUAGCUUGGAUCAAGCGACGCCUGAACUUGUUAAUACUCUGGAUGUUGACCAUUUGGUUACUUCUGGGCGUAUUGAACCGAGUUCAGUAUCACGAAGAGUAAGGUCUUCAAAGCUGUAG